AAGAUGCUUUAUUACAUUUUGAAAUAGUAUAACUAUUUUUGAUAUAAAUAUUUUAUACGUGUACUUUUUAUAAGCCGUACAACAGUAUUUUGAGUGUCUGAUAAGCUUAUCAGUGUACCGGUUCGUAUUGGGCGAUCGCUUUACCAAUACUUGUGCUAUAACUGGCAAUCGGCAUCAACACGCAUUUCUACAAUGUCCGGCGAAGGAUCCACAAUGAAUAACAACGAGAAAAUAGCACUAAUAACCGGAAUAACCGGACAGGAUGGCUCGUACUUAGCAGAAUUUUUAAUAGAAAAAGGGUAUGAAGUCCAUGGUAUACUCAGAAGAUCUUCGUCAUUUAAUACAGGUAGAAUACAACAUUUGUAUGGAAAGCCAGCGUGCCACACGGGAGGGCAGAUGCAUUUACACUAUGGGGACCUGACUGACACAACAUGCCUUAUCAGUAUUAUCACAAAGGUGCGACCGAAAGAGAUCUACAAUCUGGGUGCCCAGUCCCACGUCAAAGUGUCGUUUGAGCUGAGCGAGUACACCGCGCAGGUGGACGCCCUGGGCACCCUGCGACUACUGGAGGCGGUGCGGGCUGCUGGCCUUGAGAAGCAGACGAAGAUAUACCAGGCCUCCACCUCGGAGCUCUACGGGAAAGUCGUGGAAGUGCCACAGACAGAGAAGACGCCAUUUUACCCGAGGUCGCCUUAUGCGUGCGCGAAACUCUACGGCUACUGGAUUGUAGUGAACUACCGAGAGGCAUACAACAUGUUUGCUUGCAACGGCGUCCUCUUCAACCACGAGAGCCCGCGACGAGGGGAGAACUUUGUCACCAGGAAGAUCACCAGGGGAGUCGCCAAGAUAGAGCUCGGGCUGAUGGACUGUCUUGAGCUGGGGAACUUGGAUAGCAAGAGAGAUUGGGGACACGCUAAGGAUUAUGUUGAGGCGAUGUGGCUGAUGCUGCAGCAAGAAACCCCCGAGGACUUCGUCGUGGCGACGGGCGAGACGCACAGCGUGCGGGAAUUCGUCGAGAGAGCGUUCGCGUGCGUCGGCCGCCGCCUAGUGUGGAGCGGGACGGGUAGUGACGAGCGAGGACACGAUGCUGACAGCGGCCAGCUGCGAGUGCGGGUCAACCCGAAGUACUUCCGACCCACAGAAGUGGAUCUCCUGCUGGGUGACCCGGCUAAGGCGAAACGGAUACUAGGCUGGACACCGAAGACAACCUUCGAACAGCUCGUCAAAGAGAUGAUGGAAGCGGACCUCGAACUCAUGAGGAAAAACCCCGAAGCGUAACUUUACUAUCAGAGAAGUUGAUCCCAAGCAGAUGGCGGACCUAAGUAAUUUGAUCGCGUUACGUCAAACCCAGCCAACCGAUCACAAGUAA
This is a messenger RNA of Aricia agestis (brown argus), 1369 nucleotides long. RefSeq names its product GDP-mannose 4,6 dehydratase (gene Gmd). Gene Ontology annotation, molecular function: GDP-mannose 4,6-dehydratase activity. The record is from RefSeq and is a predicted model, not a curated record. Gene Ontology annotation, biological process: GDP-mannose metabolic process. Bases 193 to 1278 code for a protein of 361 amino acids. The transcript has 7 exons. Lineage: Eukaryota; Metazoa; Arthropoda; Insecta; Lepidoptera; Lycaenidae.